Messenger RNA from Brassica napus (rape), 454 nucleotides. RefSeq names its product probable calcium-binding protein CML40. Bases 1 to 426 code for a protein of 141 amino acids. The transcript has a single exon. The record is from RefSeq and is a predicted model, not a curated record. Lineage: Eukaryota; Viridiplantae; Streptophyta; Magnoliopsida; Brassicales; Brassicaceae. Gene Ontology annotation, molecular function: calcium ion binding; enzyme regulator activity.
AUGAAGAGCAACAAACGUGAAGAGUAUCAUCAAAGGGUGUUUAGUUGCUUUGACAAGACCCAACAAGGGAAGGUUUCUGUUUCCGCCAUCGAGAGAUGUGUGGAUGCUAUUAAGUCCGGGGAAAAGGCCGUACCAGAAGAAGACACGACCGAUUCACCACACACUGAUAAAUCCUUGGAACUCGAGGAAUUCGUGAAGCUGGUGGAACAAGGAGCAGAGGAAGACAAGGAGAGGGACUUGAAGCAGGCUUUCAACAUGAUGUUUGAAGAGAGUCUACAAGGCAUUACUCCUAAAAGUUUGAAGAGGAUGCUAAGUUUGUUGGGUGAGUCUAAAAGCCUUGAAGAAUGCGAGGUUAUGAUCUCGCAAUUCGAUAUUAAUAGGGAUGGAAUUAUUAGUUUCGAUGAGUUUAGGGUCAUGAUGCAAUAAUAUAUAUAUAUAUAUAUAUAACUUAGCA